UUCGUAGUAUGUUAGAUGCAGCUGGUUUUAAUAACACCAUGAUUCUUGGUUCUGAUAAUCACUGGGAUAUAGCAGACGAUAUUUUAAAGGAUCCUGAUUUAGCAAAGGCAGUUUCUGUUAUCGGAGCUCAUUUUCCCGGAACCUUUAGCACCGAUUCUGCAGUGAAAACUAACAAAACGUUGUGGGCGUCCGCUGAUUAUAGUACCUUUAACGAUGAAGUUGGUGGCGGCUGCUGGGCUAGGAUUUUAAACCAGAAUUAUGUUAAUGGUUUGAUGACAGCGACCGUCUCAUGGAAUCUUAUAGCCAGUUAUUAUUUUCCCCUCCCCUUCUAUGAGCAGGGGUUAAUGACCGCCAUGGAACCCUGGAGCGGACAUUAUGAAGUCAAAUCACCAAUCUGGAUAACUGCUCACACAACCCAAUUUACUGAUAUUGGCUGGGACUACCUUCAUCAUGAUCAUGGAGUGGGUUUGCUUGACAACGGUGGUAGUUACGUAGCUCUCACAUCUCCAGACAGAAAACAGCUAACUAUUGUCAUUGAAACUAUGACCCAUGAUCAUUCUAUCUGUAUCAGACCUGGUCUACCUAGUUACCAAGUUAGACCACAGUCUUUUAGUUUUCAACUUAAUGGAUCAUACGCAAAUAUCAAACAAUUAAACGUAUGGCACAGUAAACCAGGAUUUUACUUGAAAAAUUCGACUUUCUUCAUAAAAGAAACACCACUACAGGUGGUUAAUGGUAUGGUAUCAUUGGAUGUUGGUGUUGAUGAAGUCAUCACUUUAACAACUGUUGAUACUGGAGUGAAAGGGUCUUACCCAGAAUCGCCAAUUUCUAAAUCAUUCCCACUUCCUUAUACUGAAGACUUUGAAGGUUAUGAUAUUAAUGGAGAUGCGUAUAAUUUAGCUCAGCAGACCGGCGCAUUUGAAGUAGUUGAUCAUAAUGGUAAUAAAGUUCUACAGCAGAUGGUUCUAUCACAACCAGUUAUUAACUGUGGUGUAGAUUCUUUUAAUACAUCCCUUAAUCUAGUUGGCAGCUACGACUGGACAGAUAUAUCAAUAAGUAUAGACGUAUUGGUGUCAGGAGUAAACACAACAGAUGGUGUUUAUGUUGGUGCCAGAAUUAAUCUGGGAGGUUGUAGAGCGCCUAAGGCACUAGGACUGUAUUUCUACUUAUAUCCUAAAGAAGGACGGUUUUCUGUUUUCGAAGGAUUCGGUAAGUUUUCAUUUUAA
Molecule: messenger RNA, 1226 nt
Organism: Patella vulgata (common limpet)
Lineage: Eukaryota; Metazoa; Mollusca; Gastropoda; Patellidae
Product: galactocerebrosidase
Exons: 10
Coding region: 9-1226 (405 amino acids)
Biological process (GO): galactosylceramide catabolic process
Cellular component (GO): lysosome
Molecular function (GO): galactosylceramidase activity
Source: RefSeq, a predicted model, not a curated record